Molecule: messenger RNA, 1571 nt
Organism: Ciona intestinalis (vase tunicate)
Lineage: Eukaryota; Metazoa; Chordata; Ascidiacea; Phlebobranchia; Cionidae
Source: RefSeq, a predicted model, not a curated record
CGGAAAAACUUUUUCUGCCUUCUUUGUAUAGUCCCAUGUGAUCUGAUCAUGUCAGUUGCAAAACGAAGAGAGGGUUUAUUGAAAAUAGAACAGUCGUUUUACGUCAUAGUGAAACGUAAACAAACCUUCUCAGUGACGUCAUCGCGUGUACAUCUCUCGCACCCCAUAAUAUCUACCGGGGCGUCGAACGAACUCCGCAUCGCACGAAUAUUAGACAAAGUUCGGACCCAAUGUUCGGGCUCGUAUCGAACUUUUAACUUUUGACGUGGAAUUUUUGAGGAGAUUUCUUUUUCCGGCUUUUGGUUGCAUGUGGUCGCCAUCUUGACCAAACUGCGGCUUGAUGGCCGAAAAUACUUGCUGGUAGUUGCCAUUCCUCUGCCUGCUGCUGCAAAGAACCUAAAUAGAUAGAAUUCGCUGGGGGAAAUUACCUGUUUAGAGACUAAUGUUAUAAAAUUUUACUAAACGGCGAUUUAUAAACGCUAAGGUAUGGACGGUUCGGAAGAUAGGUUCGAAUGGGCGCUGAUGAAUACGAACCAAUUAAUUAGUUUGUAUAGACAACAUCCGUGCCUUUAUGAUAAAAAUCUGGCAGAAUAUAAAGAUAAAGUUCAGAAAAACCUGGCCUACCAAUAUAUUGGUAACAUUCUUGGAACAACAGCUGGGAAUGUGUUUCAAAAAAUACGGGGCCUUCGUACGCAAUAUGUACGAGAGAAAUCAAGAAUUGAAACUGCCGGCGUCAGCAACUGGAUUUAUUUUGAUUCUUUGAAUUUUUUGAAUCAGUUUUCAACUUUUAGGGCGAUCAAACCUUCAAUCAAAAGUUCGGUGAUGAAAAAUGUGUCCUCGCCCACCACCGAGGGCAGCGACGAGCCGUUGUUAGACUUUCAACAAACUAUCAUGGAUGGCCCAACACUCGAUGUCGCCACAUGCUCCAAACGAGCCGUACCAUGGUUGACCGACCAUGGUUGCCAAGCCAACCAACCACCGGGUGGGGACAAGAGAGUGAAUGAUUACGUUGCCCCGAUGGUUAAAGUAAGAAAAUUGAAUGAUGAUGUCACAAUUCAUGAUGAUGUCACAAUCCAUGAUGAUGUCACAACUAAAAAUACUGAUGUCAUCAAUCAACCGGAUGAUGUCACCACUCAUUCUAAUGAUGUCGCAAAGACUAUUAUGACAUCAGACACAGACAAAGUGUUUGGUGAAUACGUCACGAAUGAACUACAACAGAUAAACAACAUUCAUCUUAAACGGGUUAUUAAAAAUAAGAUCCAGAACCUGUUAUUCAUGGCCCAUUGCACUGUGGAUCCAGACACAGCUCAACAAUAUGAACUAUACAACAACCUCACAUGACUCAAUUUUAUUUUCCUCCUAAAUCAAGUUUUGAAAAUAAAACGUUUUAUUCUGCAACAAUUUAUUUUCUCUUCAUCUUUUUUCCUUUCUUUGCGUAAAUUUUAUGUUUCCCGAUGUUUUGAUCCGCAAGCUCCUCAGAGUCACUCGCAACCGCUCCCCUCUUCUUUGAUCCCCGCUCCUUCAUCUCCAACCUCGCCAAUCGUUGCGCUUCAGCAACUCGCUCUUGUAAA